Molecule: messenger RNA, 13597 nt
Organism: Pelobates cultripes (western spadefoot toad)
Lineage: Eukaryota; Metazoa; Chordata; Amphibia; Anura; Pelobatidae
Source: the annotation of a GenBank genome assembly
UAAAAAUGGGAAAUAAGGAAGGAAACAAAAAAAAAUGAAAGCAGAAACGGUAGAAAAGAGGAAGAGAUCCUGAGAUACUCAAGAAGAAAUUUAAAAAGUACAUUAAGUGGGAGGAGAGUUUGAAGAUAAAGUAGAGAGUGAGAGAACGAGAGGGAGGGAGAAGCAGAGGGUGUGCACAGAAGAAGGGGUGACGAAGACAGCAGGACAGAUGCUGCUACCAUCCCUGGUCCUUUGGUGACAUCCUGUCACCUCUCUACCCCAUCAUGUCCCUUAACUGUGAGAAUGCCACGCGUGUCCAUGAAAAUGGUAAUCCAGCAAUCAGUACCUUGAUGUUUGCAGCUGGCGUGGUGGGCAACCUUCUGGCGCUUGGUGUCUUAGGAGUGCAUCGGAGAGAACGACGAGCCCGUGCCUCCCCCUUUUGUAUCCUGGUUACCGGACUGGCAGUGACCGACCUUCUAGGCACCUGUAUCUUGAGUCCCGUGGUUUUUGUGUCUUACGCCCAACAAGCGUCUCUAAUAGCUCUUGGGUCCAACGCGCUGUGCCACUUCUUCGCGUUCGCCAUGACGUUCUUCAAUCUGGCCUCCAUGAUGAUCCUGUUUUUCAUGGCACUUGAACGAUGCUUAGCAAUCAGCUUCCCAUAUGUGUAUGCCCAGCAUGGCGGGGGACAGAAUCUAGCCCGUGCCGCCCUGCCCUCCACCUAUAUACUGGUUACCCUACUAUGUGCACUACCCUUGGUAGGAAUUGGAGAACACAAGCAGUACUGUCCUGGAACAUGGUGCUUCAUCAGGAUGGCAGUGCCCGGCGGCGGGAAUCGGGGGGCCUUGGCAUUUUCCCUGCUCUAUGCCAGCUUAACGGGACUGCUAAUCCUUGUCAUACUGAUUUUUAAUAUCUCUGUAACAGCCAGCCUAUGCCGCAUGAGGAAGGGCCAGAGGGCUCGGAGGGCAUCACUGCGAAGGGGGGGUGCUCGAGGCUGGCUUCUAGGAGCAGGAGAAGAGGAACUGGAGCAUCUUAUCCUACUGACUCUGAUGACCGUCAUCUUCAUGGUGUGCUCUGUACCCAUGACGGUGAGUGCUGGGGGCCCAGGGGUGGAAUAGUAAUUUCAGAGAUACCACAGUGUCCAUCUAAGUGGAGGUUGGCAUCCCAUCCCUGGGAAUAGUAAAACUCCUUGAGUGAGUGAAGAAAGGAAUACUGUUUUUUGGGUGGAGAAAGUCCCUCUGAGUGUGCGAGAGGGAGGGGGAUAUAUUAAGGCAUUUGUUUGUGCUCAGUGAGUGUAUUUGUUUUUAUGGAGAUGCGGGAGUAAAGUAGAAACUUUAGGGGAGCACUAAGAGGGGCAGUGUAUCUGUUUGUAUGGGAAUUUAUAACAAAGUAAGUUGCCAUUGUAAGUGCACAGGGGGGAAGCCACACAAUGGAAAAGUACAAGUAUAGUGUAAUGAAAAGAAAAUUGUACAGCGCUGUGGAAUAUGUUGGUGCUUUAUAAAGGUCAGAAAUAAUAUUAAUAUACUAUUUAUUUAAUGCCUUUUUUGUGCUCCCCUAUGGCAUUUAAAGAGCUGAGGGCAUGUUCUCGGACUUAGUAAAGAAUAUUAUCAUUCCCCAGAUCAAUGCCACUUAUAGUUUAGAUAUGACAGUGAUGGCUGGCAGUAGUGUGAAUCAGAGUAUUGAGAAGGGAAGCUAGAUUUGGGGAGAUUGGAAGGAAUGGAUCCUGGUAUUGGAAAGGGAAAGGAGGUGUCUUGCCAUGUGCAGGCUGUAUAACUGAAAUAAGGGAUGGCACAUGUGAUGGCAGUGAGGAAGGCUAUAAGGAGUUUAUAGAUGAAGGGCUCUUGGCUCUGUGCCCAGAGAUGGCAUUCUAUAUGGUAUGUGAUAGAGAGCAGUGUGUUUCAGAGGAGGUCAGCUUGUACCGUAUGGGAAAUGUCAGCAAUGUGUAAGGGAGCAAAGCUCUGUGAUGGGACGGUUGCUGUGGAGAAGAUAUUAAUUUAUGGAUUAAGGAAUGAAGACUGAAACUGUAUGGAGGGGCAAAAUGGAGGCUGGCACUCUGUAUGAAAACUGGCGUUUUGUGAGUAGAGGUUGUGAGAUUGGAGGCUGGCACUCUGUGAGUGGAGGCUGGCACUGUGAGUGCAGAAGCUGGCACUGUGAGUGCGGAGGCUGACUCUGUGGGUGUGUAGGCUGGCACUGUGAGUGCAGAGGCUGGCACUGUGAGAAUGGAGGCUGGCAUUGUGAGUGCAGAGGCUGACGCUGUGGAUGUGAAGGUUAGCAUUGUGUGAGUGGAGGCUGGCACUGUCUUUGGAGGCUGGCACUGUGUGAUAAUGGAGGCUGGCCUUGUGUGUGUGGAGGCUGGCACUGUGUGAGAAUGGAGGCUGGCACUGUGUGAUAAUGGAAGUUGGCACUAUGGGUGUAAAGCUGGGCACUGUGUGUGUGGAGGCUAGCACUGUGUGAUAAUGGAGGCUGACACUAUUUGUGUGAAGGCUGGCACUGUGUAAGUGGAGGCUGGCACUGUGUGAUAAUGGAAGAUGGCACUAUGGAUGUAAAGGCAGGCACUGUGUGAGUGGAGGCUGGCACUGUAUGAGAAUGGAAGCUGGCACUGUGUGAGAAUGGAAGAUGGCACUAUGGAUGUAAAGGCAGGCACUGUGUGAGUGGAGACUGGCACUGUGUGUGUGGAGGCUGGCACUGUAUGAGUGGAGGCUGGCACUGUGUGAGUGGAGGCUGAUAGUUUGUGUGUAAGCUGACACUGUUUGUGUGAAGGCUGGCACUGUGUAAGUGGAAGAUGGCACUAUGGGUGUAAAGGCGGGCACUGUGUGUUUGAAGGCUGGCACUGUGUGUGAAUGGAAGAUGGCACUAUGGGUGUAAAGGUGGGCACUGUGUGUUUGAAGGUUGGCACUGUGUGUAUGGAGGGUAGCACUGUGCGUGUGGAGGGUGGCACUCUGUGAGUGGAGGCUGGCACUGUGUGAGAAUGGAAGAUGGCACUGUGUGAGAAUGGAAGAUGGCACUGUAUGAGUGGAGGCUGACACUGUGUGGGAAAGCUGGCACUGUGUGAGUAGAGGCUGAUAGUGUGUGUGGAGGCUGGUACUGGGUGACUGGAGGCUUCCACUGUGUGUGUGUGGAGGCUGGCAUUGUGUGUGUGGAGGCUGGCACUCUGAGUAGAGGCUGGCACUGUGUGAGAAUGGAAGCUAGCACUGUGUGUGGAGGCUGGAAGGUGCUCAGUGUGUAAGGAGAUAUAGAACUGAAGCUGUUCGGGUAGGUUUGAGAACUGGUCUGACACUGUGUAUAAGGAGAUCCUGGAGGGAUAGCAUUGUAUAAGGAGAGACUGGAGGACUGGCACUAUCUAUGAGUAGACACUGAAGGGCUGGCACUGCGUAUAAGAAGAUACUGGAGGGCUGACACUGUGUAUAAGGAGAUCCUGGAGGGCUGAAACUGUAUAUGGAGAGACUGGAGGGCUGGCACUGUGUAUAAGGAGAUACUAGAUGGCUGACACUGUGUAUAAGGAGAUCCUGGAGGGCUGGCUGGCACUGUAUAAGGAGAGACUGGAGGGCUGGCACUGUGUAUAAGGAGAUCCUGGAGGGCUGGCACUAUAUAAGGAGAGACUGGAGGGCUGGCACUGUGUAUAAGGAGAUACUAGUUGGCUGACACUGUGUAUAAGGAGAUCCUGGAGGGCUGGCUGGCACUGUAUAAGGAGAGACUGGAGGGCUGGCACUGUGUAUAAGGAGAGACUGGAGGGCAGGCACUGUGUAUAAGGAGAUCCUGGAGGGCUGGCACUGUAUAAGGAGAGACUGGAGGGCUGGCCCUAUGUAUGAGUAGAGACUGGAGGGCUGGCACUGUGUAUAAGGAGAUCCUGGAGGGCUGGCACUGUAUAAGGAGAGACUGGAGGGCUGGCACUGUGUAUAAGGAGUUACUAGAGGGCUGACACUGUAUAAGGGAGAGACUGGAGGGCUGGCACUGUGUAUAAGGAGAUCCUGGAGGGCUGCCACUGUAUAAGGAGAGACUGGAGGGCUGGCACUGUGUAUAAGGAGUUACUAGAGGGCUGACACUGUAUAAGGGAGAGACUGGAGGGCUGGCACUGUGUAUAAGGAGAGACUGGAGGAUUGGCACUGUGUAUAUGGAAAGACUGGAGGAUUGGCAUUGUGUAUGAGGAGAGACUAGAGGGCUCGCAAUGUGUAUGAGUAGCGACAUUAGGGUUGGCACACUGUGUGAACAGAGACAGGAGGGUAGGCACUGUGUAUGAAUAGAGAACUGAUGGUUUGCACUGUGUGUGAGUAUAGAUGUGAUGUUUGGCACUGUAUAUGAGUAGUGACAUAAAGGUAGGCACGGUGCAUUAGUAGAGGCUCGAGGAUUGGCACUGUGUGAGUAGGGACAAGAGGGUUGGCACGGUAUAUUAAUAGAGACAGGAGGGUUGACACUAUGAGUAGAGAUUAGCAGCUAGCAGUCUAGCACAGUCUAAUAAGAAUGUUAAGGGUUGGCACUGUGUAUGAGUAGAGACAGGAGGGUUAGCACUGUGUAUGAGUAGAGACAGGAGGGUGGCACUGUGUAUGAGUAGAGACCGGAGGGUUAGCCCUGUGUAUGAGUAGAGACCGGAGGGUUAGCACUGUGUAUGAGUAGAGACAGGAGGGUUAGCACUGUGUAUGAGUAGAGACAGGAGGGUGGCACUGUAUAUGAGUAGAGACCGGAGGGUUAGCACUGUGUAUGAGUAGAGACCGGAGGGUUAGCACUGUGUAUGAGUAGAGACAGGAUGGUUAGCACUGUGUAUGAGUAGAGACAGGAGGGUGGCACUGUGUAUGAGUAGAGACCGGAGGGUUAGCACUGUGUAUGAGUAGAGACAGGAGGGUGGCACUGUGUAUGAGUAGAGACCGGAGGGUUAGCACUGUGUAUGAGUAGAGACAGGAGGGUUAGCACUGUGUAUGAGUAGAGACAGGAGGGUUGCACUGUGGAUGAGUAGAGACCGGAGGGUUAGCACUGUGUAUGAGUAGAGACAGGAGGGUGGCACUGUGUAUGAGUAGAGACCGGAGGGUUAGCACUGUGUAUGAGUAGAGACAGGAGGGUGGCACUGUGUAUGAGUAGAGACAGGAGUGCUGGCACUAUGUAUGAGUAGAGACAGGAGGGUUUACACUGUGUGAGUAGAGAUCAGAGGGUUGGCACUAUGUAUGAGUAGAGACUGGAGGGCUGGCACUGUAUAAGGAGAGACCAGAGGGCUGGCACUGUGUAUAAGAAGAGACAGGAGGGCUGGCACUGUGUAUAAGGAGAGACUGGAGGAUUGGCAUUAUAUAUACAUGGAGAAACAGGAGGGCUGGCAAUGUGUAUGAGUAACGACAUUAGGGUUGGCACCCUGUGUGAACCUCAGAGGAAGUAGACGGAGCGGCAGAGAGGAGUCUGUCUCAGCACUGGAUUACAGAUGAAUAACAAGAUUAAAAAAAAUUGUAAAAGGGGGGGCCCUGAAAUUUAUAAGACCCCACUGAUACACUGGGUACAAAACUAUUUAUGUUUAUAUGCACAGUACUGUUCCUUUUAAAUUACAAUCAAACAGCAAUACAUAUGGGGCAUUUAUUUUAGGAGUAGAAAUUGUAAUCCCUCUGCCAUGUCUCCAUGGUUACCAUGUUUUGCAAAUAAACCCCAAUGUUUCUAGACCAGAGAUGGGUUUACCCUCUGGCCAACAAUGUUGCCACUUCAUUCCAUAAUGUGUCAAAGUAAGAUCUCCUUCCUGCACUGCAAGGGUGCCCAAAAGUAGAUCCCCAGUUGUUGUAGAACUACAAUUCCCAUGAUGCUUUGGCUUUAGAAUGACAAAGCCUCACGGAAGCUGUAGUUUUAAAACAUCUGGGGAUCUACCUAUUGGCCACACUCUUUACUGCUACCUAAUGCUGACAAAUAGACCAUAUCAUGUCUGAUUGUGGCAUCAGUUACAGGCUGAUACUCUGGGUUCUAAGACCAUGUGAAUUGGGGUUCUAUGUCUGAAUAUGAAGCACAGAGCAUCAGUGGGCGAUGAGAGAUUAUCACACAAUGCAUGUUUAUAGGCAAGCACUGUAUGGAGGAUUGCACAGGACUUACUCUGACAUUUAGUUUAUGGAGAAAUGGUGACAAUGAGUGUGGGUGUUUCAAGUGUAACAGAGAGUGAAGUCAUCAGGGAUUUGAGGAACGAGAGGAGUUCUAGGGUGUUUGUAUGUUUUAUGCUGAGAUUGGCAGAGUUUGGAUAUGAACCAAACCUAGCUUGUAAGAGGUGGUAUGAGGUAACGUGAGAAAAACCGACAGCAUAAUAUGGACACUGGGCGGGUGUGGGUUCGAAUGAAAGAACCUGUGUGUCAUUCUGGCACCGAGUAUGUAUAUGGCAGAAACUAUGUGUGUGUAUGAGGGAGAGGUUGGCAUUCUGUGUUAAAGGUGGAAAGACCAACACUAAGGCUUGAUCACAUCUGGAACCAAACUAUACAUGAUGGGCGAGAGUGUGGUAAAAAGCUGCAGGUACAGUAUGUAAGAAAGGAGGGGUGUUUUUGGAAGGUGGGUGUCAGUGUAUGUAUUCGCUGGAGUCAUUCAUUCUGUAUAAGCUCCAGAUGCUGAUACUGUGUAAAAGCAAGGUGAGGUAGGGAUGGCUGGCUGGUUUGGUCUUGAGGAAGUAAGAUAAUCAAUCUUAAAACAUUUGUUUUUAACUUUUUUAAUGGUGGCCAAUAUGGAAAUUUGGCAUUCGGCCCAUGGGACGAGCAUUUUAAGAACACUUUAGGCAUGGGCAACCUUUAGUGGGGCCAUUAAGUCUCUGUGAAAGCUUAGCAUGCAUUCAUCCCAGGCUGACAUGCAACCUUUUAGGGGAUGGCGCUUCUUACUGCGUCACGGCCCUGCCCACCUCCUUGGUCUGUUUUAUUUAUUUUUUGGUUUAUUAGAAUUUUAUUGUCGUUUUUCACUGAGCGUUUCAUAUCGUUUUUAGAUUGCAGCAAAGAGGUAAGACUUGCAGGUCCUUGGCAUAUAAAUGUCCUUUCGACAUGCUAGCCAUGCAGGGCUGCGAUAAACAAGUCAUGUAGUUGAGUAAGACAGUCGUUACUGUAUAUCACAGAUAUCAUGAAGCGUUACAUAACAACGAAUAAAAAAAGACAAAAAAACAGAGCAAUGUAUGUUCACAUAACGUGGGUGGUAUCGAAGUGUAUUCUGUAGAACCCUGUGUUAGUGUACAGUGAGCGGGGCUCAUUUUAACUUAUGAUAGCGGUGUGGUUUUGUCGCAUUAGAAAUGUUGCCAUUUAAAAUUUGCUGUUGCAACACUGAGGUGUUAAACGUAUCUGGAAGGCGUGAUAAAUACUAUAAUGAGAAAUUGUACCUUAACGUUUGGAGAUGUUCUUAUAUGUAAGAAGCUUGUAAUUAUUUAUCCUUGAAGACAGCCUUAUACGUAUCCCAGACAUCUUGGAAUUCCUUGACGGCUGUUUCCACAAUGACAGGAAAACUAUUCCUGGCAUCCACUGCAUUUUUUGUAAAAGUCUUGAACGAGGCUGGGAUUAUGUGUUCCAAAUGACGGUUGGAGCUGUUGCGCUGUGUGUAAGGGCAAGGCCUGGACAGAUUCAUACGCUCUGUCUCUGCGCACACAUGAGAUCUUCCCAGAUCUAGCUAGUUAUUACCUCAUAAAGCAGAAUAUAUAGUAACAUAACACCUCACAAAUGUCCAACAAAUCUUUGGACAUCUCAAUGCAGUACUUUGGCAGAAUCUACUCUUACCAAUAGAGUGUAAUGAGCAGAUCAUAUACUAAUAUUUCAUUUUUUAGUUCCUUUCAACUCUGCCUGCCCAAAACGAGCCUCGUACUCCACAGCAGCUGACUGUGGACGGGACUCCCAUAACUCUCAACAUGGCUGAGAGUCCCAGGAUUCACAGUCCAUGUAAUCUCGAAGGCAGGUACCCCGUAAACCUAAGUCUUCCUUAAAGGACCACUAUAGUGCCAGGAAAACAUACUCGUUUUCCUGGCACUAUAGUGCCCUGAGGGUGCCCCUACCCUCAAGGACUCCCUCUCGCCGGGCUCUGGGGGGAGGAAGGGGUUAAACUUACCUCUUUCUCCAGUGCCGGGUGGGGAGCUCUGCUCCUCCUCUCCGCCUCUUCUCCUCCUCUUCCGCUAAAUGCGCAUGCGCGGCAGGAGCUGCGCGCGCAUUCAGACGGUCUCAUAGGGAAGCAUUCAUAAUGCUUUCCUAUGGACGCUUGUGUCUUCUCACUGUGAUUUUCACAGUGAGAAGCACGCAAACGCCUCUAGCGGCUGUCAAUGAGACAGCCACUAGAGGCUUCAAAGGCUGGAUUAACCUAUUUAUAAACAUAGCAGUUUCUCUGAAACUGCUAUGUUUAUAAAAAAAUGGGUUAACCCUAGAUGGAUCAGGCACCCAGACCACUUCAUUAAGCUGGUCUGGGUGCCUAGAGUGGUCCUUUAAUAUUGACCCCUGCCAACCCUAACACUAAAAAAACACCAUUCCUAAUCACAUUAUUUAAAUGGCGCUGUAUUCCAAUGUUACUGAUACCAAGUGAUUUUAGUUUUUACGAUGACGUUUUAAAUGCAUUCACUGCCAAGGGUUCCCGGCUGUUGACCCAGCAAUCCAUUACCAAAUAUAAAAAUGGAAACUAUGUAACAAACGUGCCCUCCAGAAAGUGGAAGUAUAAUGAGUAAAAUAUUACCCGUUAUGUGUUACUUUAGAUUUUACGAUGAUUCCUCUUAUCUUCUGAAUAAACAUAUUAAAAAAACUAUCUAUAAAGGAAAAAAAUACAAUAGUAUAAUACUCUAACACUAAGUGUAGCGCUGGUGGCUGUAUUGCACUCAGAAGAUUAAAUUUGAAUGCAGGCACAUAAAGGUGUCUACAAAUACAUAGUGCACCAGUGUGAAUUAUAAAACACCUUUUAUUUAGAAUGUACUCGCAGAAUGGAUUCAAAAUUCUUGCACACUGAAAUAUUGCUCUUCCAGAGACUGUAGAACAGGUAGGAUUCAUCAGGAGAAGGAACAACGUAUAGGCCGAAAAUAAUCCAGUGAAAUUAAACAAAAAUAACUGAAAAUAAUAAUAAAAGUAACAUUAUAAUAAAAAUAAAGUCAAUGUAUGGGUCCCCCUUGUCCUGAACACUGUGAACAGGACUUCCUCAGGGGCAUCCAGAAGGGUCAACAUAAAAUGCUGGAGGGGGUUAAAGAAUAUUUCUUAAACCUCAAUUACUUUUUUUUUUUUAUUAACCUUUAAUUAAAAAAAUAAAUAAAUUUAUUUUUCAUCAUUACGACUGAUAUUUUCAUUCAAGUAUUUCCUAUUGCACAUGGAAAUGUUCUGGGUUUUACCCUAAACUAUUUAUUCUAAUAACCAAAUAAUAUAUUUAGGUACAAGAUAAGUGGUAAAAUAAAAAUCUCAUGUCUGGCUAUUUUGGGCAGUAGUUGCAAUUUUGCAGUUUGGUUGUUAGAGUAUGACCGUUUACUCCCUAGUGACAAUACCACUGGUGUCGUGUAGUUAAAAUAUAAGUCAUGGAUAUAAAUUCUAAUAUUAUUAUUAGAAUUAUUUAUGAAGCGCUAACAAAUUCUGCUGUCCUGGGCAGGCUAACAGACAAGUAUUUCUAACAAGAUGAGUUAAACGCACAGCAACAGAGGGUGCUCUGACGAGCGUACAUUCUAGUGGGAGUGGGGUAAAGUGGCACAAGAGGUAAGGGAUACUAAAAUAAAUCGUGCCCCUACUGCGAUAUGAUGUAGAGUACCUUGAACAGAAAAUAAAAUAGAUACAUUAAACAAAUGUUUGAUAUGUAUUUGGUCUCUUGUUAAAUGUGCCUCUUUUCUAUAAAUAUAUAUAUAUAUACACAUAUAUUGUUUUAGUAGUGCUAGAUGUGUGUUAAAAAACAAAAACAAGAGUGUCUGUAACAAUAAUAAUACGAGGGUGCCUGUAAGAUAGUGUGUACGAGUUCACUGAUAAUAGAAUCACAGGUUUAUUUGUUAAAGUAAAAAUUCCAGGUGAAUUCAAAGUAAAAAUAAUAUUUAAGGUCAAAGUAGUCGAACAGGGAAAUUCUCUGAAGUCAUCUAUGCUUCCAGUUUAAGAUCAGUAAUCUGGUCUUAAAACUGAAGUUCACUUUGAAUUCUCAUUUUGGUAACUAACCCUGUUAGUGUAAAAAAUCAUUAAUCGGAGAAAGGCUGCUCCUUCUGACAGCUCUUCAAUGUAACAUAUGGCUAUUUGAAUAGCCGGUAUUACUGGAAGAGGAGUCAAUUUGGCUCGAAGUAUUCACAUCUCUCUAAUAAUGUUUCACAUAAAUGGAAUGUUUAUUUAAAACACUGAUAUUGCGGAUUUUAGCACAGGGUUGUACAUAUAUGUACGGCGUUCGGAAGUGUGGUCUUUUAAUGCUGGAUUGCACUUCAAAAGUCGUCAAAGUUUUUAUGUUGUGAUAACAUUGUAAAGAAAAAAACAUGUAAAAAACAAAAACGUGGCUCGAAGAGUCAUGUCAUUCUAACACGAUAACAGUGAUGAUAGUUAUAACACAAAGCAAUGAGAACAAAAAUGAAUUCCCUUCUUAACAAAAUUGCCCUAAUUAAAAAUGUGUCAGUGUUUAGUGAUAGCAAACUUAUGAGACUUGCGAAAUAACAGGACGUUUUUAGAAUUUUAGUUUCAACGUUCGUGUGCUAGUCCUGGCAUAUAGCCAGCUCUGUUAUAGGGAAACUAUGUUGCUACUAUAAAGCUCGCCUAGUAUAGACACUUUGUUUCACGGUUUGAUUACUAACUGUAUGUGGCUGGUUUUCCUAGCGAGAUUAUUUACUAAAAUGAGAAUUCAAAGGGAUUUUCAAAUUUAAGGUCCGAGAAGCUGAGCUGCAGUCUUAAUUUUGGUGGCAAAUUUCAAUUAUGUUUUAGGCAUUGUUUUUUUGACAAAAGUGCCAUUUUAGUUUUAGUCGUAUUUUAGUCAUCUGAAUUGUUUUAGUUUUAGUUUUAGUCCAGUUUUAAUUGACUCAAUCUCCAGUAGAUUUUAGUCGACAUGAUCUCAGUAUAAUAUGCACUCAGAGAGUGACGUAUUAGAUGCAAACUAUCUAUCCAUAGAUACAAGGAAUACAUAAUUGUGCAUUUUAAGAAAAUAAUGCAACCAAUGGCUUUUGGAGAUAUAAUAUACCAUGAAACCAAAGCGUCCCAUAUUGCAGUAUUUAUUCAAUGGAGAAUAAUGCAUAGAUUACAUCAUCCACAUAUAUGAUGAUGUCAUAUAUAGAUUUAUAAUUAUGGUCUCCUGUGUGUAAAGAAUAAACUGCAGCAUUUUAUGGCGCUCAUAUUUUUAUAUAAACAGAGACAAAGUGUAGAUUUGAGAUGUCUAUGUAUGAACUUGGUGUGUGGGAGCGUUCUAUCUCUAACCAUGGGAAAUAAGCACAGUGGAAUCACACCUAUUAUCGCUGCAUCUCGUCGUGUACACAGUAUGGUGAGAUACGCUCUGUUUACUUUCUAUAUCUCCAUCCCCAUCACGUGUCGGCUCAUAAAUGAGCUCUGGCAGAACAUGAUAUCUGGAAAUAAACCGCAAACAGUUUAGAAUUAGUCCGUGCACCCCGCCUGCGUAGCAACAUUGUCAGCGUUAUUCACUAAUGUGAGAAUUCCAAGUGAAUUUCUCUUUAAGGCCAGAGUAGUCGAACUGAAAGCAUGGCUGACUUUAAGAAUUUUUCCAGUUCGGCUAUUUUGUCUUUAAAGUUGAAACUCGCUUUGAAUCCUCAGUUUAGCAAAUAACUAUAGGGCAAGAAAAUUAGAAGUGGCCAUAACCACCCUUUAUCUAUGUUCUCUCUAGGAACAUUUUUGUGAGCAGUCCGGCACUAAACAUAGUUACAGUGAUUUGAAGUGGUCAUGGUGCCUGGAGUCUGUAUGUUCAAUGUUUGCGCUUCGAAACGCUGCGCAUACACAGUUUAACCCCUCUGCCAUCGCUGCAGCUCCAUCUCAGCUAGCGUCACCGAGACAUCACAAUCCAUCCCAGAUCGUGAGUUCCAGGUGGCUAAUGUUAAUUCUGUGCAUAUUUGGCAUCGGUCGUCAGUGCACACACAGCAUGCUAGUGACAGACAGGCAAUCGUGGCAAGCCCCUAAUGUUCUCUCCCCAGCCGCCCUGACAUCCCCCUCUCCAGCGAGGAGGUGUGACUUUAGCAGGGUAGGAUUGUGCUGAUGGAGAACUUGGCAUCCGUGCUGGAACAGAGGUAAAUUUUAGCUUUAUUUUUUAAUUUAAGGGGUGGCCCAGCACAGCAUGGGUUACUUUAAUCAAAAACAUUGUUUUCUGAAAACACUGGUUUUGGUUGGAGCGACUCUUUAACUAAGGAAUCUUUAAAACAUAAAAACAAAAUACUUCAUGAAAACUACAGGGCGGUUUCUUAACUGUUUAAGUACUAAUCUGCAGUAUUAAGACUCACAAAAAAAUAUUUUUAAUCUGCUUUAUUUUAAUAUGUAAUAAUAUCACUUGUAUCAACUAUGUCUACUGAGGGGUUUCAAAAAUAUCCCACAAAUAUCGCUGACAUGUCCCACUUUGUCUUGCAGCUUCGUGCUUUCCUUGGCGCGGUCUACAAGGAUGAGAAUGAAUCUGCAGAUUUGUUAGCAUUUCGAUUCAGUGCGCUUAACCCCAUCCUGGACCCGUGGAUCUUCAUCAUUUUUCGUGGAUCUGUGUUUAGGAAACUGCAUUCUCUGAUCUGCAGAACUUGGGGUCCCAACACCAAACCCCCCUCCAUUAUCAGCUCUCAGGAAGCCUCCUCCCCAACAAGGACCACUAUAGUGCCUUGAGAGGCACCACAGUCACAGUUCAUGAAAGGAGACAGACUGCAAUGGGACACGAAAAAUAUGGAGAACGACGAGUGAGCAGCCAUAUUGUAAAUAAGAUACGGCAUCUAAAAAACUUCUUAUUGGACAGGAGAAGAGAUAAACAGUAUUUAUUGGGAAAAUACAGGUAGCAUUGAAGUUGAAGAGAGAUUUUUAAAAAAAAUUUUUAAUGCUUUAAAAGAGACAGUUUGAAUGCUUCAAGUGGUACCAUCACCUUAAAAUGUAUUUCCAUAACUAAGUUUAAAACAACAAAGUGUAUAGAUUAAUGUAAUUAAUCUAACUAGGUUGUGGUAAAUUUAGCUAGAAUUACCACUAGAAGAGCUGUCAUUGUUUCAUUGAGGAGGCGGCCAUUUUGUAUCACAAUUUUAAAACAUUUACUGAUACAUUAUUGCAAGACUGCAGAGAUCAUGUGAUGUCAGCAGCCAAUCAGAGUCUGUGAACUGCAGAAUACAUAAAUUGUUCUACGGACUCACUGAUGAUGCCCAGAGCAAAAAAUUCCCACAGAUAGCUGGAAAUCUUUUGUUUGAAUUUUUGUUAUAAUUAUAGAAACCUGUUGAACAGACUGAACAAUGAUUAACACAAGGUAUAGACCAUUUUUAAAUUGCUAUGUGGUGGUACACCUGUUCCUUCAGGUGUCAGAGACUCUCUAAAACCGGGUUGUAUUGCAAAGGACUCGUUACCACGUGACGUAACCCAUGGCAAAGUGACGAGACUCAUGGAGAUAUUUAUUGAUCAUUUCAUUUUUGUUGCACUUAAAUAAAUUCAGACAAAGCAUACAGAGAUGCACUUAAUUUUGUAUUUGAGUGUGUGAUAUAAAUUAUCGUGUCUUGCAAAGGUUCUACAUUUUGUGAUACAAUUACUUGGAAAUACCAAAGAAGGUCACUGCCAGGCACUCA